Molecule: messenger RNA, 1171 nt
Organism: Papilio polytes (common Mormon)
Lineage: Eukaryota; Metazoa; Arthropoda; Insecta; Lepidoptera; Papilionidae
Exons: 5
Coding region: 132-938 (268 amino acids)
Source: RefSeq, a predicted model, not a curated record
UAGUUUGUUAUUUUCCUGUUAACAUUGCAUUUAAGUUACUGCGAGCAAUAAUUACGUUUUAAUAUCGCUUCUAAAUCAUUUCUAUACGAAGUCUUGUGGUUAGUGCACGCUUGCAUCAAGACAGGAUAAAAAUGCAGGCAAUAUAUUUAUCUCUUUUUUUGUUUUUAAAAUACAUCAUCUAUGCGGAUGGACAACAGAAAAACCAUUUCUUUCGAGAUGACUACAAAUAUAUGGAAGAAACGAAGAGCUUCUACAAAAUUCAUACAAUGUACAGGUCAUGGGAGAAAGCAAAAACAAAAUGUUCUCUCGAAGGUGCAAAGUUGUUCUAUGCUGAAGACGAGAACGAAGUCGACAUGGUACUUGCUGAUCUGAAUAACACACAUCCUAUAAUCGGAUGGGUGUAUGUCGGAAUUUCAUCACAUCUUGCUAAAGGAGUAUUCAAGACUGUUGAUGGGGUCGCAGUUAGAGCUAUUUACAAUGUGUGGGGUCCCGGCGAACCGAAUGAUAACAACGGUGAAGAAAACUGCGUCGUACUUCGCAGAGAUGGAACACUGAAUGAUGAGAAAUGUUCUAAUAGGUAUCCGUUUAUUUGCAAGAAAACUUUACAGUCCCUCAAAUGGAACGAAGAAUGCAACACACCUUAUUUAGGUAUGGACAAAGUACAAGGCUCGUACUUGAGCGGCGCCGUACACUUGGGUUUCUACUACGAUCAGACUCAAAAGAGUUGGAGAACAUUCACAGGUGACACACUAGAGGAAGCAGGCUACUCAUCGUGGGCUGGCAACCAGCCCGACGGCGGAGAGAACGAGAGAUGUGGCUCAAUGUUCUACGAGGGAUCUUUGAAUGACAUCGGCUGUGAUACUCACAGAUGUUUCUUCGUAUGUGAAAAGGAAAACAAAACUACAAGUUUCGUUGAUGAUAAAAUUAACGAAGUGUAGAAUAAUCAAUGAUCAUUCAAUGAGUUACUUUGUAUUAAUUAUGACAAUAUAAGAGUCAAACUUUACGUCAGCUCGUGGUUCGCGAGCUCAAGUAUUAUUGCAAAUAUUAUUAGUAAGAUUGGCUUUAAAUUGGCCCAAAACUGUAGUGCAAAAUUACGAGUCGCUAUAAAGAUUGGAUCAUGUGUACCUUCAUUCAAUAUUCUAGUAAUUUAUUUUAAUAAAAUUUAAUAUUC